Messenger RNA from Cucurbita maxima (winter squash), 2469 nucleotides. Its product is annotated as folylpolyglutamate synthase-like. The transcript is spliced from 16 exons. Lineage: Eukaryota; Viridiplantae; Streptophyta; Magnoliopsida; Cucurbitales; Cucurbitaceae. The coding region runs from base 547 to 2244 and encodes 565 amino acids. The record is from RefSeq and is a predicted model, not a curated record. Gene Ontology annotation, cellular component: cytosol; cytoplasm; mitochondrion. Gene Ontology annotation, molecular function: ATP binding; tetrahydrofolylpolyglutamate synthase activity. Gene Ontology annotation, biological process: tetrahydrofolylpolyglutamate biosynthetic process.
GCUUAAUGAACAGCCUUUGUUGAUCAACUCAAUUUUAUUAAUAUCAUUUUGGGUAUAUGUCAUUUUCUCAUAAAGUACAAUUGAAAACAAUAUUAGUCAAUUUGAAGCCUAAUUUUAAAAAUCAAAACUUCGAUAAUGGAAGUUCGCAAGUUACCAUUCACACCAUGGCGCUGCUUUCGGCUGCUGAUGAAUCUCCGCAGUAGUGACUUUCCAACGACAUUGACUCGACCUCCACGCCACCCCACAACAACUUGAGCAACUCCUGCAUUGUUAUUGUUGGUUGAUCCAUCCAAUUCCCGUCCGGCCAAAACGAUUCCUUUAUCACCUGUUUCGACGGUCCAAGACAUACCCUCUUCAGCUUAUGCCACCCUCUUUCUCUAGCCGCCCCCUUCCAGUCUUCGGCACUCGCCCUCGGCUUCUCCGACGUUCCCAAGAGGAAGUGAUUGGUGAAAAGCUUUGGAGAGUAGCAAACGUUGGGGGCCUUUGAAUCUUUUAGACUAGGCUGAAUCCUCAGGAUAUUGGAGAAGCAGGGGGCAUCUAGUAACCAUGGAGGAAGGUAUGGGAGCAUUGAAAUACUCGCGGACAGCCUAUGAAGAGGCAUUGGAUGUACUGUUCUCGUUGAUUGUCAACCGUAGACGCUGCGAUAAAUCUGGAGAUCGGUUUGAGUUGAUGUUUGAGUAUGUAAAGAUGCUUGAUUUAGAGGAGUCCAUGUCGAAAAUGAAGGUCAUCCAUGUAGCUGGCACCAAAGGCAAGGGAUCCACGUGCACCUUUACCGAAUCCAUAUUGCGUAAAUGUGGCUUCCACACUGGCCUUUUCACUUCUCCUCACCUUAUUGAUAUCCGAGAAAGAUUUCGCUUGGAUGGCAUCGACAUCAGUGAAGAAAAAUUUUUAGCCUAUUUCUGGUGGUGUUAUAAUAGGUUAAAGGAAAAAACUAGUGAGGAUGUACCGAUGCCUCACUUGUUUCGCUUCCUAGCGUUACUUGCGUUCAAAAUUUUUUCAGAUGAACAGGUGGAUGUAGCUAUCUUGGAGGUUGGUUUAGGUGGAACUUUUGAUGCUACCAAUGUGGUCCAGGCACCCAUUGUGUGUGGUAUAGCUUCUCUGGGUUACGACCACACAGAACUUCUUGGAAAUACUCUUGGUGCGAUAGCGUCUGAGAAAGCUGGUAUCUUCAAGGUUUGCCUCAAGAAACUUUCCUUAAAGCAUGAACGUCUAGGAAUAAUCAGUUCAUUUUGUUUCCAUCCUUUCACUUUGGUGCAGCGUGGGGCUCCAGCUUUUACUGUAUUUCAACCUGAUGAAGCCAUGCAUGUGCUUAGAGACAAAGCUUCCCAGUUGGAUGUACAACUUACAGUAGUGCCAUCGUUGGAUCCGGAGCUUCUACAAGGUCAUAAACUUGGGCUUGAAGGCGAGCACCAGUAUCUAAAUGCUCGUCUUGCUAUUGCGCUAUCCUCCACUUGGCUUCACAGGACUGGCCGUUCCAAUCUGUCGUACAAGGAACAGAGUGGGUCUUUGCCUGAGCAGUUCAUAGAAGGGCUAACCACUGCCCGCUUUGAAGGGCGAGCUCAGAUUGUUCCUGAUAGAUAUAAUGAUAUUGAAACCCCGGAAGAUCUUGUCUUUUAUUUGGAUGGAGCCCAUAGUCCUGAGAGCAUGGUGGUUUGCAGUAGCUGGUUUUGUGCUGCAAUAAAACAUAACCAGGAAGGGAUCUUAAAUCAUCAGUUGGAUGAUAAUGGUACAUCUUCAAAUAAACUUCUUCAAGGAUAUGAUAAUGAUGAGGCAAGGAAGAAAUCUGUGCAGGUGCUAUUGUUCAAUUGUAUGUCGGUACGAGAUCCACAAUUGCUUCUUCAACCUCUGAUCAAAACGUGCGCAAAUAAUGGGGUCCACUUCAAGAAGGCACUCUUUGUUCCAAAUACAUCAUUGUUUAACAAGGUUGGAACCCAUGGUUUAGCAGAAGCAAAUGGUGAAGUAGACCUUUCUUGGCAGUUCCAUGUUCGAAGGGUGUGGGAAAACAUCAUCCAAUCUGAGAAAGGAGGCGAUUCUCAAGGCAUUGGUGCCAUGGUUGAAGAAGAAAGUGAAAAACCAGAAGUGAGUGGUAAGAGCUGCGAGAACAGCGCAGUGUUUUCUUCUCUCCCAAUGGCCAUUAAAUGGCUCCGGGAUAGUGUUCUGCAGCAGAACAGGUCCAUUCGACUUCAGGUUCUUGUAACUGGUUCUUUACAUCUUGUGGGAGAUGUGUUGAAAUUAAUCAAGUGAAGGACGAGUCCUGUUUGGCGUCCAUGGCGAUGGGACUACGCUUUUACUCGAACAACGACAUCAGCAAGAACUCGGUGCUAGAAUUCUUUGAACAUUCAUGGUCUCAUAUUUGUUGUUUACAAGACUUGAGGUAAUAAUGGCCUUCUUAGGCUUCCAUUUUUAUCAGGGUUACAUUUAUUCUCUUUGGAAUAAUGAAAAUGCCAAAAAUAUAAAAACUAUACUUAU